UCCGUAGCAAGAUCAGUGGAACAGUAUACGAAGAAUUGAUUAUAUUGCGUUGGUACCAUAUGCAUUUUCUUUCCUCGUAAAAAUUUAUUCUUAAAAAGAAAAAAGUUUUUCUUGGGGUUAAUAACGUUAAUGAUAGAUUAUUUUUCUUUCAAUCGUGAAAUUAUAUACGUAUUAAGAAUAUAAGGAAAAAUUAUAUAUAGUAAGUUCGCCGGUAGUAUAUAUACAUAUAACCAUUGCGUAGUUCUUUUGAGUGAUACAGUGAAGUCGUAACCGGUGACUAGUAAUGUCGACAGCACGCAGGAUCAAGAAGAAUCAACGACGAAUGGAAGACACUCGUCAACAAGUGUUAACGAAGGAACCACCCGAGAUAUCUUGGGAGAACACACUCGGAGCGCCGGAUGGCGUUCCCUUCGAUGACGACACGAAGGAGUUACUCAGAAGAUGCAUCGAUGUAUCGACACCGACACCUACGACCUUGUCACAAAUCAUGAAGCGGAGUGAGGCCUUUCCUAUAAACUUUCCAAUUAACACCAUAAGAUGUUCCGCCCUGAAAGAAAGAGGAAUUAGCACGAAUAUUCUUGAGAUGAAUGCGAACUCAGUUUAUCCUUUGAUACACGAAGCUAUGUUACCAUUACUUGCUCGGUGGUUAAAGUAUAAACGACUAUAUGGAAGUGCAAUUGAGAGAGCCAUGUAUAAAGACAUGGGAUUGGUACAGUUCGUUCAUCGUUUGCUAGAAAAACGAGCUGUGCAUUUCUAUGGAUCUGAAGACCGAUGGAAAUUGAUCGAUGGUAAGACAGGUGUGAACGGAUGGGAGAACGUUGGCACAGAUCAUGAGAAAGAACCCCUGGUAUUGACAAAAUGUUUGUCAUACGACGAGAUUAAAUUAUCUGCGAUGUUGGCGAUGUCUUCUCACACGGAAUUCAUAAAUGAUGGUGCGCGGGAGAACAGAGGCGUCGUGAAUACCGAUCCAGACGCUGUACAGCCGAGAGGAGUCAUUAUGGGUAUUGUGGGAACAAGAUUUGUACGACCACGUUUCAUGGAAUACCAAGACAUAAUUAUCACUCCUACGCAAAAUACUGUCGAGAAUGGAUACGGACCACACACGAGUGGUAAUUCAGAAGAAAUACGCGGGCUGCGCGAUUUAUGGGCAAAAUUUUAUGGCGAGGAUUAUCUUCCAUUGUACGAUGAAACGCUGAAGCGAGUUAAAUCGAAAGAUAACAAAAGAUAUCUUUCAAUAAACAGUCAAACGAUCUUUGAUAUCGAGAAUUACAUGAAGAGAACACUGCUUGCUGUAGAAAUCAUACUUCUCGACGCAAACACACGCGCAGAAAAACAAAAUACAACUGCUUACUUACACGUUGUGGGUUUUGGUCUGGGGAUAUGGAGAAUAAUUCAAGACCAAGAAGUAUACUUCUUAAAGACAUUCGAAAUUGCCCUCAGAAAGAUGAACAAGAAACUGAGAUACGUAUCUGAUAUAAUGUUCGCAUACUUCCACCACCAGAAGUGCGGCGAAGCCGGAAACGGCGAUUAUCUCGGAGAUAUAAGAAUACACUUUGCCCUUAGAGAACCUCACAGUAAACUACUCAGGGCCUCAGAUGCAAAUAAGCUUCUCGUAGUAACAUACGCGUGGGACGGAAACGCGUUGCCAGGAAAUGAAUUUUGGGGUGGACACUUGCAAUCAAGCGGAGAUUCUGCAGCAGCGUGCAGUACCCAGAUCACAGAAUUACACACUUUUAGAAUAAAUCCUCGAGCAUGUGGAGCCAGCUUGCACGUUGCAUCUGCACAGCAUGGUAUUUUGCACAUAUCGGAUUACGCGAAGUUACAUCUUGCUUAGGAAAGGGCUGGCCCAAUGGGCACCGGUCAGCGAAGACCAUCUCGAUCUCCUCGUAGUCAGAGGAGUCGUAGCGCAGAUGUGG
Messenger RNA from Eufriesea mexicana, 1916 nucleotides. RefSeq lists its product as uncharacterized. The coding region runs from base 284 to 1834 and encodes 516 amino acids. Lineage: Eukaryota; Metazoa; Arthropoda; Insecta; Hymenoptera; Apidae. The record is from RefSeq and is a predicted model, not a curated record. The transcript has 10 exons.